AGCCAUGCCCCAAGCCCUGCCCACCUCGACCCACCAUCCAACCUUGCAGGAUUUGGUUUCUCUGAAUGUUUACCUGAACUCUGCUAUAUUGUUAUUCAACCACUCAGAAAAUACUCAACCAAUCAGGGGAGCAGAGCUCAGAGCCUCCUCUCUUCUGUCGUUACUAGAGCUCCAGAGACAAUCCUGAGACAGGAGAUGUAAAUCUAUAUUGAGAUGGUUUUUGGUUCUUAAAACCACAAAUAUCUUCUCAUGAAUCAACACUUCAAAUAAAACACCAGAAAACUGUAAAAUAUAGGGCCUUUAAAUAACUGACUUAAUCAUCUUACAUCCCCUCAGAUUUAUCUUGGGACCACUUGAUCACUUCAAGUAGUCCUAGUCCAACACCAGAUUGAGAAUUAAUCGUUCAAACAUACUGUAUCUAAAGUAACUAAACAAUCGGUUAUGUACAUUUUGCAUUGAACAAUGAAGACAUUUGCUACAAAUCAGUGACAUCAUAUGCUACUUUUGUUAACAGUCCAACUUGUUGACAUUUGGAACAACUUCUGCAAAUCUUGAAAACCUUAUGAUUAUUCAGAAAUGUUCCGGUUUAACUUGUGCCAUUACUCCAUUUCCCACCCGAGUCCUUCCAGCUGCUCUGGUCUCGUGGUUCAGAUAGAAAAUCCAAAUAUUUUGUGUUGAAUUGUUUGAAUGAAAUCUAAUAAAACAUCCAUGUUGCGAAAACAAUAGGGAGAUGUGAAUCCAAGGAAAUGGCAGGAUCAACAACUUCUCAGCGAAUGUGACGAGGACCUUUGAACCGUUCAAACAAAAGGCACAGAGCCACGUGUCACUGAGGGGAUGAACACUGCAGGACAUUCCCUUUUGUUCUUAUCACAUACCUAUGUCUAAGAACUGACUCGCACACUUUAAAUAUGAGGUCAUUUUUCUGGCAUGAUGACAUCUGAGAUUUAAAAGGAUGCGAGACGGACAGAUACUCUGAUGUCUGACUGUCAGAGGUGUUGACACACGGCAGACUGGACAGACCAGUAAGUGACAGGCAUCCCCUGUCAUGUUCACCGCUCCUAUAAGAUGCCACACUGUCUUACAGAGUCCUCAGUCAGCCAAGUUUCAGAUUUGACCAAACUCUGCUCCCUCAGGAAAGCAAGAAGCUGUAGCCAUGUCUAAAAAUAUGGUCGUGACCCAACCCCGGCCCUACAUCAUGACCACUGUAUCCAACCAGUGGACGUCUGGCAUCUGUGACUGCUUCCAAGACCUGCCCCAGUGCUGCCUGGCCUUUUGGUGCCUUCCCUGCUUCACCUGUAAGACCGCACACGAGGCCGGGGAGUGUCUGUGUUUACCUCUGCUGGACGCCUUUGGACUCAUCCCACCUAUGACCACAGCCCUCAGGGUGUCAGUGCGCCAGAGAUAUGGCAUUGAGGGCACAGUCUGCAAAGACUGCGUGUACGCCUUCUUCUGCGGGCCCUGCACCUGGUGUCAAAUAGCAAGAGAAAUCAAAACAAGGUCGAGCCCCAUUACCUUCGUCAACAUGUCAGCCUGAUAAGAACAAAGACUUUUUUUUUAUCAUCAUGUCAUCAGUAGUAGAAAACAAACAUCACUACCAUCAUCAGGGACUAUGUUCUUCAUCAUCAGCGUUGUCAUGCUAUUUGGAAUAAGAGGGGAGGGCCGCUCGGGCCAACUGACCUGUGUUUCUGAGCAGGUCUGCUGCUGUGGAAUGUCACAAAGCAGCUGAUUAGAGAUCAGCACAUGAGGGUCACAAAUGUUUCAUAAUUUACUGUAAUGACAGAGAUAAGCAGCCACAGUGACAUCCACUGGCAGAUAUUAAUGAGCACCAGCCAGUGACAAUGAUAUAACUGCAUUGUUGAUUAUCUUAAAAUUUAAAUUGGGUUUUUUUUUAUUCUUAUACUUCGCCUGUCACAUCCCAGAUGUUCGUUACAUGUGUUUCUUUAAUUGCAUGAUCCAUUGGAUUGAUUGUUAUCCUUCCGAAGUAUGUGUUUAACUAUAAAUUGGCUUAUUUUCAUUCGUUAUAUGAAAAGCCAAGGAGGAAACUCAUUAAAUCAUACAUUGGGAUUUUUGGAGCCAUACAAUGCGCCCAGAUAAUUUAGAAGCCUAUUUUGUAUUUAGAACAUAGCGACUACAUGUGAGUCCACUAGAACAGUGCAAUAAAACUCUG
Messenger RNA from Seriola dumerili (greater amberjack), 2167 nucleotides. Its product is annotated as cornifelin homolog A-like. The coding region runs from base 1154 to 1534 and encodes 126 amino acids. The transcript has 4 exons. NCBI's taxonomy places the organism in Eukaryota, Metazoa, Chordata, Actinopteri, Carangiformes, Carangidae. The record is from RefSeq and is a predicted model, not a curated record.